Aspergillus lentulus is the source of this 471-nucleotide messenger RNA. RefSeq lists its product as uncharacterized. The record is from RefSeq and is a predicted model, not a curated record. NCBI's taxonomy places the organism in Eukaryota, Fungi, Ascomycota, Eurotiomycetes, Eurotiales, Aspergillaceae.
AUGGCUCCACUUAAGGUCAUGGCAGACACACCCACACAACGAAUCCUAUCUGACAACGUGUGGAAGAGCAAGCGACCCGAAACCGACUAUGAACGAUGGCAGCGCGAGCAAGACCAGAGCUACCAACCCGGUGAACGACCACAAUACGAACCGCCAAACGAAUAUCGAACGGAUGACUAUGUGUUAGACGGAAGUGACGAGGUGCGCCAUGGACAGCACCAUGUAGAGGACCAGCCCAUAUCGCACAGUUAUUUUAUAUCCUCAAAAGCCCCGGCAAAGCCCAUCAUAAGCGAGGAUGGCAUCAUACCUACUGCCAGAAAGGCUUUACAUCUUGGCAACGAGACAUUUAUGAGCAGUCUACUUUUGUUCGCCGUCUUGUUGAUCUUUCUCGGGGCGUCAAAGUCAAUCCAACGAGGCAGUCGCUGUCGCAGUUCCCCACGGUCGGAACACCCGGGAUGGACCAAGGCUUGA